AAAAACUUAAUGAUAAGAGUGUUCAUAUAUAUUUAACAACGACCAUCAAAAGGCACUAGUGCCGGUCUUUUUGUAGUGGACGUUAAGUUAGAUAAAACAGUUUUACAAUGAUUCCUUCAGGUUCUUACACAGUUUCCGAUAAAGGCACCUUUCCAGAUUAUUUGAAAGCAGUGGGAUAUUCUGGAGAUGUUGUAGUAUUUACAGUAGACGUUAUACACGAUGGCGACAGAUUUACCAUCAACGAAAAACACGGCGACCGUGUGAAAUCAACCACCUUUACCGUAGGAGAAGAAUUUGAUGAAAUUAUUAUGGGAAAACCAGUACCGAGUAUGGCCUCAAUCGAUAAUGAUGUUCUUACAAUUAAAAAUGGCGAUACAACUAAAACGUACAAUGUUACUCCCACUGGCUUAGAAAUCCUUUAUAAGGCACCCAAAGGUUCAGGAACACUCAUCUUUAAAAAAGACUAAACUCAUCGAAUGAAAUUAUAUACGCUUUGUACUUAUUUUUUUAAUAACUUUAUUUCCGUAACUAUAUUUUAAAAUUAUUGUUAGAUGCAUCGAAAAAUAAACUAUUUACAA
Messenger RNA from Diabrotica balteata, 578 nucleotides. The record is from the annotation of a GenBank genome assembly. NCBI's taxonomy places the organism in Eukaryota, Metazoa, Arthropoda, Insecta, Coleoptera, Chrysomelidae.